Molecule: messenger RNA, 1558 nt
Organism: Chrysoperla carnea
Lineage: Eukaryota; Metazoa; Arthropoda; Insecta; Neuroptera; Chrysopidae
Gene: Diap2
Product: baculoviral IAP repeat-containing protein 7-B
Exons: 3
Coding region: 26-1540 (504 amino acids)
Biological process (GO): positive regulation of protein ubiquitination; regulation of cell cycle; negative regulation of apoptotic process
Cellular component (GO): nucleus; cytoplasm
Molecular function (GO): cysteine-type endopeptidase inhibitor activity involved in apoptotic process; ubiquitin protein ligase activity
Source: RefSeq, a predicted model, not a curated record
UACUAAAUAUUUAACCUCGAAAAAAAUGAAUAUAGAACAAAAUCGUUUAAAUUCUUUUCAAAAUUGGCCUGCGUUUAGUGUAAUCGAACCUGCACGUAUUGCUAAAGGUGGAUUUUUUGCAACUGGUAAUGGUUUUGAGGUAGAAUGCUUUUCUUGUGGUAAAAGAAUUGACGAUUGGAAUUAUGGUGAUCAAGUGAUGGCAAGACAUCGAACUUUAAAUCCACAAUGUCCAUUUGUUUUGAAUCCAGCUAAUUCAGGAAAUGUGGCUUUAACACCUAAUACAAGUGAAUCGUCUUCACGAAUAAUGCCAAAUGAAAUGUCAAUGGAAGAAUGCCGUUUGGCUACAUUCUCUACAUGGCCUUGUUCGAAUAUUAUAUCUCCAAAAUUGUUAGCUGAAGCUGGAUUCUUUUAUUUAAAUAAAAGUGAUAAAGUGAAAUGUUUUAAAUGUAAUGUCAUAGUUGGGAAAUGGGUAGUUGGGGAUCAACCGAUUGAAGAGCAUAAAAGAUUGUGUCCGAAUUGCGAGUUCAUCCGGCAAUAUUUUGUUCCUGGAGAUAAAAUCUCAAUAACUUCCAAUGAACAAGUGAUCUCACAAACGAACUUCCAAGAAUUAGGUAUACAAAAGCAUAAAGGACCACAUCAACCAAAGUUUGCAACAUUAGAAUCUCGUUUACGUAGCUUUGACGGAUGGCCUGAUGAAUUGGUUCAAACACCAGAAGCACUGGCAGAAGCAGGCUUUUAUUAUACAGGAUCCAGUGAUCAAGUACGAUGUUUUCAUUGUGAUGGUGGUUUAAGACGAUGGGAUCCCCAAGAUGAGCCGUGGCGAGAACAUGCUCGAUGUUUCCCAACUUGUGGAUUUUUAUUACUUGUAAAAGGACAAAUGUUUGUCCAAAAUUUUGCUGAAGCUAAUGCAAAUUUGGAUGGAAAUGUUGAAGGAGCCACUAGAAGUUUUGGUACGGAACCAUUUGAUCGCAUUCGUGUUCUAAACGAUCAAGAUCUACAAAAUCUGAUGGAUUCAGCCGAAGCUAGAGCAGCCUUAGGUAUUGGAUUACACGUUGGUCGAAUAAAACAAGCUAUCAAGUAUAAAGUUGAGCACACAGGGACUCCAUUUUCAACAGCUGAUGCAUUAAUUGAAGCUGCGUUAAAUGUUCAGCUUGAAGAAUUAGAAUCAACUGAUGAACACGAUAAUCAAAUAUCGGAAGCUGUUUCACGUUUACUCAAUGAAGCGAUUAGUCAGGCGAAUGUUGAAAAUAAUAUGCCCAGAAAUAGUAUACGACGAACAACAGAUAUUGUAACAAAUAAAAUUGAUGAAAAUAUGACGACGACAAAUAAUAUUUCGACAACAAAAGUAUUGACUCUAGAAGAAGAAAAUCGACGAUUGAAAGAAGCACGUCUAUGUAAAAUAUGUUUAGAUACUGAAGUUGGUGUUGUAUUUUUACCAUGCGGCCAUCUUGCUACGUGCAUUAAUUGUGCACCAAGUUUAAAGGAUUGUCCUGUUUGUAGAUCAUCGAUUAAAGCGUUUAUUCGUACAUUUUUGUCAUAAUAUCUUGUUGGUGUUUUU